UGAUGUAUUUGAGAUCAUUCAAAUAGUUUGUAAUAGUUUUUUUUUGUAAAAAAAUGUUACGAUCAUCAUUUUUUGUUGUUGUCAUUGUCAUUUCAAUAGCCAUCACAUUGGCAUCAGUGGAAGAAGAAUCAUGGAAACCAGUUUAUAUUCAACCAGAACAAUUACAUAUUUCAUUGGGUGAACAACCAACGGAAAUAGUUGCAACAUGGACAACAAUGGAAAAAACAAAUCAUUCAAUAUGUCAUUAUGGUGAAGAAUCAAAAGCAACAUUUGAUUAUUCGGCCAAUGGACAACAAUCAUUGUUCAUUGAUGGUGGUGUACGAAAACGUCAUAUGUACAUACAUCGUGUGUAUAUGAAACAAUUGAAACCGAAUACCCGUUAUAUUUAUCAUUGUGGUUCCGAAGCCGGUUGGUCGGAUAUGUUUUUCUUUAAAACAUUUCCAUCUGGUAAUGAUUGGCAGCCACGUUUUGUUAUUUAUGGUGAUCUUGGUAAUGAUAAUGCACAAACAAUGGCAAUGUUACAGGAAGAGAUUCAAACUGGCCAUCAUGAUCUUGUAACACAUGUUGGUGAUUUUGCAUACGAUAUGCAUACAGAUAAUGCAUUGGUUGGUGAUGAAUUUAUGCGUCAAAUACAACCAAUUGCUGCAUAUGUUCCAUAUCAGGUUAUGGCCGGUAAUCAUGAACGUGCAUACAAUUAUUCCAAUUAUAAUCAUCGUUUUACAAUGCAUUCACAAGGUCAAAAAGAGAUAAAUAAUCAUUUCUGGAGCUAUAAUAUUGGUCCAGUUCAUUUGAUUGCCAUCAAUACAGAUUUUUGGGAACAUUUACAUUUUGGCGCACAUAUGAUACAUAAUCAAUUUAAAUGGCUAGAAGAAGAUUUGAAACAAGCAAAUGAACCUGAAAAUAGAAAAAAACAACCAUGGAUUAUAACGAUGGGUCAUCAUCCAUUAUAUUAUCAGGCUAGAGUACCGGAUAAUAAAAUUCGUAUCGGUACUGAUAAAUUACCUGGUCUGGAACCAUUACUUUAUAAAUAUGGUGUUGAUCUUUCAUUUUGGGCACAUGAUCAUAUCUAUACAAGAUUUUUACCGGUUUAUAAUGAAAAAAUUUUCAACGGUACACGACAAGAUCCAUAUUAUAAUCCAAAAUCACCGGUACAUAUUAUUACUGGAUCAGCCGGUUGCCGUGAAUUUGUUACACCAGUUCGACCGAAUCCUCAUCCAUAUACAGCAUAUGUAUCCAAUGAUUAUGGAUACACUUAUAUGACUGUUAUGAAUAAUACACAUAUUCAAUUGAAACAGGUUAGCCGUAAUCAAAAUGGUAAAGUUAUCGAUGAAAUUACAUUGGUCAAAGAACAACAUGGACCAGAAGCAUGGUAUUAAUGAAAUUGUCCUAUCAAUGAUAAAAAUAGAUUUUUUAAUUUAAUUUAAUUUCAAUUAAAAUUUUUAAAUUGAAAAAA
This is a messenger RNA of Dermatophagoides farinae (American house dust mite), 1453 nucleotides long. NCBI's taxonomy places the organism in Eukaryota, Metazoa, Arthropoda, Arachnida, Sarcoptiformes, Pyroglyphidae. The record is from RefSeq and is a predicted model, not a curated record.